Messenger RNA from Magnolia sinica, 1799 nucleotides. RefSeq names its product cytochrome P450 CYP73A100-like. Bases 47 to 1642 code for a protein of 531 amino acids. The record is from RefSeq and is a predicted model, not a curated record. NCBI's taxonomy places the organism in Eukaryota, Viridiplantae, Streptophyta, Magnoliopsida, Magnoliales, Magnoliaceae. Gene Ontology annotation, molecular function: monooxygenase activity; iron ion binding; oxidoreductase activity, acting on paired donors, with incorporation or reduction of molecular oxygen. The transcript has 3 exons.
AUUCAAAACCACAGCCCCUCUCUCUUUCAUACACCCACUUCCACACAUGGCUACCUUUCUAACAAAACCUGCCUUUUGUAGUCUUGUAUUAGUGAGCCUUGUUACAUUGACCAUUGUCUUAUUUCCCUCCCUCACCACCCUUUCAAAACUCCUCCCCAUCACAUUCUCUCUCCUCCUCUUUCUCUCUCCUCUCCUAUCCUAUUUCAAGCAACCCAAUCUCCCCCCUGGCCCACCCUCCUUCCCACUCUUUGGCAAUUGGCUCCAAGUUGGCAAUGAUCUCAGCCACAGGUUCCUGGCCUCCUUGUCCCAAAAGUACGGUCGCCUCUUCCUUCUAAAGCUUGGCACCAGGAACUUAGUCGUCGUCUCGGACCCGAACCUCGCCAAUGAGGUCCUACACACCCAAGGCGUCGAAUUUGGGUCCCGCCCACAAAAUGUUGUCUUUGACAUAUUUACGGGCAAUGGGCAAGACAUGGUCUUCACAAUCUAUGGUGAUCACUGGCGGAAAAUGCGACGGAUAAUGACUGUCCCAUUCUUCACUAACAAGGUGGUCCACCACUAUAGGAGCAUGUGGGAGGAGGAGAUGGAUCAUGUUGUGAAGGACCUGUGGACAAACGAGAGUGUGCAGACCGAAGGCCUAGUGAUCCGGAGGCGGUUGCAGCUGAUGCUCUACAACAUCAUGUAUCGGAUGAUGUUUGAUUCGAGGUUCGAGUCGAUGGAUGACCCGCUGUUCAUACAGGCGACCCAGUUCAAUUCCGAGCGGAGCCGACUAGCGCAGAGCUUUGAGUAUAAUUAUGGGGAGUUCAUUCCUUUCCUUAGACCAUUUUUGAAGGGGUAUUUGGAGAGGUGCAGAGAGGUGCAGAGCAGGAGGCUGGCAUUUUUCAACAAUUAUUUCGUCGAAAACCGAAGGAAAACAAUGUCAACCGAUGGAGAUAGGCCCAAGAUAACAUGCGCCAUUGAUCAUAUACUUGAAGCUGAGAGAAAGGGUGAAAUAAACGAAAAAAACGUGUUGUAUAUUGUAGAGAACAUCAAUGUUGCAGCUAUAGAGACAACCUUGUGGUCCAUGGAGUGGGCCAUAGCUGAGCUGGUCAACCAUCCUGCUGUCCAGAGUAAGCUUCGAGCCGAAAUCUCGACCGUCCUUGGCGAGAAUCCGAUAACAGAAUCUGAUCUACCUAGGCUACCUUACUUACAAGCUAUAGUGAAAGAGACUCUAAGGAUGCACACACCCAUACCUUUGUUAGUGCCACACAUGAACCUUGAAGAAGCUAAGUUGGAUGGUUACACCAUCCCAAAGGGGUCCAAGGUGGUGGUCAAUGCAUGGUGGCUCGCCAAUAACCCGGCAUGGUGGAACAAUCCAGACGAGUUCCGGCCCGAUCGGUUCAUGGAAGAGGAAGCUGAAACGGAGACGGUCGUAGGUGGCAAGGUUGAUUUUAGGUACCUCCCAUUUGGGGUGGGCCGCCGAAGUUGCCCUGGGAUCAUACUUGCAUUACCAAUACUGGGGCUUGUGAUUGGGAAAUUGGUUUCAAAUUUCGAAUUGCACCCGCCAAAGGGGACGGACAAGAUCGACGUGAGCGAGAAGGGGGGACAAUUUAGUCUGCACAUUGCGAACCACUCAACCGUUGUUUUCAAACCAAUCAAGGGCUGAUAUGAUCACAGGAUUCGACGAUUUUUUUUUUCUUCUUUUAAAGUGUUGCAUGUUAAGAUAUCAUUACGUUCAAAGAAAUGCUAUGUUCUUUGUUAUUGUUAAAUGUGUGUGUGAAAUUUAAGUGAAGAUGUUUUGGGGAUUUUAAUAAUUUUUAAUA